UUCUUUUCUUUUAUAAAUAAAUCGAAGGGCUGCUUCUCCUGUGGGUUCUAGGGUUUUGGUCGGUGUUCUUAGGGAAGCUCUUCUCGCAUCAAUGGCGGACGAUGACUACAAUGACAUGGAUAUGGGGUAUGAGGACGAGCCCCCAGAACCUGAGAUUGAGGAAGGAGCAGAGGAGGAUGUUGAAAAUAACAAUGAAGAUGUUCCGGAUACUUUUGUAGGUGCAGAAGGUGAAGAAAAAGAAGAGCAAGAACCAGUUCAACGGCCUCGGAAAACAUCAAAGUACAUGACAAAGUAUGAGAGAGCAAGAAUCUUGGGCACACGUGCACUACAGAUCAGCAUGAAUGCGCCUGUGAUGGUAGAGCUAGAGGGUGAGACUGAUCCAUUGGAGAUCGCAAUGAAGGAACUCAGGCAGCGCAAAAUACCAUUCACCAUCCGCCGAUAUCUACCUGAUGGAAGUUAUGAAGAUUGGGGAGUUGACGAGCUUAUUGUGGAGGACUCAUGGAAGAGACAGGUCGGCGGGGACUGAACAAUUCACCAAUCAUCACAUAACAACAAUGCGGCAGAAACUUUUCUCAUAAUGAUAUAAAAUCCACUUACAACUAUGCAACCAGUUGCUCUAAAAACCAUGCUCAGUUCUUUUCAGAGUUCUGUAUGAUACAGACUCAGUUGUAGUACUGACAACCACUGGUUCAUGAACUAUAUCUGUUAGUAUCAAAUGAGUUGUGGUUUCAUUUGAUUUAUCCGCAGUGUUAUGUGAUGGUUAUGACCUAUUAUUGUUGCUGUUUAAAUGUAGAAGUUGAUGAAAA
Molecule: messenger RNA, 806 nt
Organism: Dioscorea cayenensis subsp. rotundata (Guinea yam)
Lineage: Eukaryota; Viridiplantae; Streptophyta; Magnoliopsida; Dioscoreales; Dioscoreaceae
Product: DNA-directed RNA polymerases II, IV and V subunit 6A-like
Exons: 6
Coding region: 92-526 (144 amino acids)
Biological process (GO): DNA-templated transcription
Cellular component (GO): nucleus; RNA polymerase I complex; RNA polymerase II, core complex
Molecular function (GO): DNA-directed RNA polymerase activity; DNA binding
Source: RefSeq, a predicted model, not a curated record